Messenger RNA from Bombina bombina (fire-bellied toad), 5926 nucleotides. RefSeq names its product protein phosphatase 1 regulatory subunit 12A (gene PPP1R12A). Gene Ontology annotation, cellular component: cytoplasm; Z disc; A band. Lineage: Eukaryota; Metazoa; Chordata; Amphibia; Anura; Bombinatoridae. Gene Ontology annotation, biological process: signal transduction. The record is from RefSeq and is a predicted model, not a curated record. The transcript is spliced from 27 exons. Gene Ontology annotation, molecular function: protein kinase binding; phosphatase regulator activity; enzyme inhibitor activity. The coding region runs from base 244 to 3531 and encodes 1095 amino acids.
AGAUUAUGCAGAUGGUCGUCGCGGCCGCGCAUUGUGUGUGCGCAGCCGGUCCGGGCCUGUGUGUGUCACACUGUCACUAAGACAGAAUAGGGUGUGGGCCCCGGAGCCGUGUGUGGUAUAGGUUGCUGCGGUCACCGGGGUGUUAAACCUCAUAUAACUCUCACAACUGGAACUAUUGGAGGGCACCGAGAAGGAAAGUUACAGGCUUGAAGGGAAGUACCCAGGGCUGGGAAGGGGGAGGGAAUGAAGAUGGCGGAUGCCAAGCAGAAGAGGAACGAGCAGCUGAAGCGCUGGAUCGGUUCGGAAACUGACUUGGAGCCGCACGUCAUCAAGAGGAAAAAGACCAAGGUAAAGUUCGAUGACGGAGCUGUGUUCUUGGCCGCCUGCUCCAGCGGGGACAGCGAGGAGGUACUCAAAUUGCUGGACAGAGGAGCCGACAUCAACUACGCUAAUGUGGACGGACUCACCGCCCUGCACCAGGCCUGCAUUGACGAUAACCUAGAUAUGGUAAAAUUUCUUGUGGAAAAUGGAGCCAGUAUUAAUCAACCAGAUAACGAAGGCUGGAUACCACUGCAUGCUGCUUCUUCCUGUGGAUAUAUUGACAUUGCUGAGUAUUUAAUUAGUCAUGGAGCAAAUGUUGGUGCAGUUAAUAGUGAAGGAGAUACACCUUUGGAUAUUGCUGAGGAAGAGCCUAUGGAAGAACUCCUUCAAAAUGAAGUUAAUCGUCAAGGUAUUGAUGUUGAGGCAGCUAGAAAGGAGGAAGAGAGGGUAAUGCUUCGAGAUGCAAGACAGUGGCUUAACAGUGGACAGAUAAAUGAUGUCCGGCAUACAAAAUCAGGUGGAACAGCACUUCAUGUAGCUGCAGCUAAAGGUUACACAGAAGUUUUAAAGAUUUUAAUUCAAGCAGGAUAUGAUGUGAAUAUUAAAGAUUUUGAUGGUUGGACCCCACUGCAUGCAGCAGCACACUGGGGUAAAGAAGAAGCUUGUAGAAUCCUUGUAGAAAAUCUCUGUGACAUGGACAUUGUCAAUAAAGUGGGUCAAACUGCUUUUGAUGUUGCAGAUGAAGAUAUUUUAGGAUAUUUGGAAGAACUUCAAAAGAAGCUAAAUCUGCUGCUUAGUGAAAAACAAGAAAAGAAGUCACCGCUUAUUGAGUCUACUACUACUAUGGAAAACAAUCAAUCCAUGAAAACCCUAAAAAAUAAAGAAACCUUAAUUAUUGAGCAUGAAAAAAAUGUGUCAACAAUUGAAUCCCUUGAACAAGAAAAAGCUGAUGAGGAAGAUGAAGGCAAGAAAGAUGACUCUAGCUGUUCUAGUGAGGAAGAGGAGGAGGAAGAUUCAGAAUCUGAAGGAGAAACAGAUAAAACGAAACCAUUGACAUCGGUAAAUAGCGCAAAUAGCAACACCACACAGAUAACAACUGUUACAACUCCGGCUCCUUCAAUACCCUCCAGUCACGUUGCACCUUCAAUACUCUCUGGUCAAGUGACACCGACGUCACCGGUGAAAAAGUGUGAUUUCAUUGAUCCUUUUAUGCCAGUCAUGGAGUCCAUACAUCCUACAUUAUGGAGACAGGGCUUGCGCAAAACUGGCAUUGUCCUUGUGCCAAGUAAAGGUGACAAAUUUCUGUUUCCCACUCCAGCAAGCAAAAUUUCUCCUAAAGAAGAUGAGCGCAAAGAUGAAUCCCCAGCUUCUUGGCGACUUGGACUUCGUAAGACUGGAAGCUAUGGUGCAUUGUCUGAAAUAACUGCUUCAAAAGAAUCUCAAAAGGAAAGAGAUUUUACUGGUGUUAUGCGUUCAGCUUCAAGUCCAAGACUUUCUUCAACUUUAGAUAACAAAGAAAAGGAGAAAGAUGGAAGAGGAACUAGACUUGCAUAUGUUGCUCCUACUAUACCAAGACGUCUAGCAAGCACUUCUGAUAUUGAAGAGAAAGAAAAUAGGGACUCUACACUUGGAUUCUUACGUAGUUCCUAUGCAAGGAGGAAAUGGGAUGAAGAUCUGAAGAAGAACAGUUCUGUAAAUGAACUUUUAAAUACAACUUUUCAACGCAGUAGCUCUUUUGGUAGAAGACAAGAUGAGCUGAUUGGUUCAAAUAUUCAAAGCACAACAGCUGCAUCAACACUGACUGUUACCUCUACUGGACUUUCGAAAGGUCCACUUUCCAGCACUACUGGUACUGCAAGGACAACGGGUUCUUUUUCAAGCUUAUCAAGCAGUAUCACAAACCGUUUAUGGGGUGACGAAAGUACUGAAAAAGAUAAAGACAAUGUUCCUACAGCUGUCACUGUUCCUGUUGCACCUACAAUUGUAAAUCCUGCUGCAACUUCCACGACUAUAACAACAACUUUCACUGGCACUGUUCCGUCUGCAACCGAAGUCAGGGAAAGGCGCAGGUCAUAUCUCACUCCAGUUCGUGAUGAAGAAUCAGAGUCCCAAAGAAAAGCUAGGUCACGACAAGCUAGACAAUCCAGGAGAUCUACCCAGGGUGUAACGUUAACAGAUCUUCAAGAAGCAGAAAGAACUAUCGGUAGGAAUCGUUCCACUCAACCGAGAGAGCAAGAAAAUGAAGAAAAAGAAAAACAAGACAAAGAAAAACAAGAAGAUAAGAGGGAAUCUGAAACUAAAAAUGAUGAUUACAGACAGAGAUAUUCACGCAAUACAGAAGAGCCUUUUCAUCGGUACAGACCAGUAUCAACUACAAGUACCACUACUCCUUCGACUCCAUCACUUUCCUCUUCAAGUAGUUCUCUAUAUACUUCAAGUCAAUUAUUAAAUCGACCAAAUAGUCUAACAGGUAUAUCUUCUGCGUACUCAAACCUCUCGAGGAUUUCAGCCAAAGAUCUUGAAAAAGAUACUGAAAGAAAAGAAGAGGAGAAAGAAACAGAAGAUAAACAGUCUAAAUCCAUAAGAGAACGUAGGAGACCAAGGGAGAAACGAAGGUCUACAGGAGUUUCCUAUUGGACUCAGGAUAGUGACGAAAAUGAUCAAGACCAUAAUUCUGAUACAGAGGAAGGAACAAACAGGAGAGAGACUCAGGUUGAUAGCUUAUCAAGGUACAACCCAGUCCCUUCCAGUAUUAUUUCAAGUGAUCGUUAUGAUUCUAUUAUUGGCCAUCCUGGGUCCUCUGGUUACUUAGAAUCUAGAAAACUUUAUCACAGUAGACUAGAAAGAGAAGACUCAACAGAUUUUAAAAAGCUAUAUGAACAGAUUAUGGCAGAAAAUGAAAAACUGAAAGCACAAUUACAUGAUACCAACUUGGAAUUGACGGAGCUUAAGUUACAAUUAGAAAAAGCAACUCAGCGGCAAGAGCGAUUUGCGGACAGAUCACUUUUAGAAAUUGAGAAAAGGGAAAGAAGAGCUUUAGAAAGACGAAUAUCUGAAAUGGAAGAAGAACUUAAAAACCUACAUCAAGUAAAGCAGAUUCAAACAUUGAGGCAGUUAAAUGAACGACUGGUGACUGAGAAUAGGGCUUUGACCAGAGUUGUUGGCAAACUGUCAGAGUCCUGUAGACAUCUACAGUCUGUGGACUUAUAAUUUCCUCUCUCCAUUUCUUCUUCAUUCACUUGCCAGAUGUUACCUGACCUGAAAGCAGACAACCAGAGGUUAAAAGAUGAAAAUGGAGCCUUAAUCAGAGUUAUAAGCAAACUUUCCAAAUAAUCAAAGGUUUACUGCAGCAGCAAUUUGAUGACAUUGCACAUUAGUUACGCCAGUGGACCAUAACAUGAGUCACUGGAUUUGAGGGAAUAUUCCUUGGCGACUGUAAUAUUCAGAAAUCCUGCCAAACCUCCCUCUUACCUGUAUCGUUUUCUUUGUACAAAAACAUUUGUUUUGUAUUAAAACUCAGCUGCUGAGGAGAGAAAAUGACUAUGAAUUCUUGUUUACAGUUACAACAUGCAAGGAAAGUGUUCAAGGCCAGAUGCCUCCAAUAUUUAACCAAUAAGCCUUAGUUGUACAUAAAAAAAAAGUUUGCAAUCAAAAAAUAUGCUUUCUGCUCUCCUUGAAGACCGUUACUAAACCAUUAUCAUCGUGCCACACUCAUCCGUUUUAUUUCUUCCUGACGUUUCUUGUUACCUUUAUAUACUUUUCUGUUGUGGCAUUAACUCCUCCCAGCCAGUGUGUCAGUGUUUCUCCAUAUUCAAUUUUUUUACAUCUUUCAGCAGUUUACAACAGCUACAUAUAUUUAAGAUGACUUUAUGCUUGUUAAAAUACCAAAUUAUCUUUGCUAUUUUUGACUACUCUGACAUCAGUAGAGGUAACUGCAUUCAUCAUUUGUGCAAUAUUCAUUUCCAAUAUGAAAAGCUAGCACUGUUUCAUUGUAGCCUUCACAUUGUGUUUUAAGAAAUUUAUUUAAUAUACUCAAUAAUAUGCCUUUCUCACAUUCAUUUUAGCAGGUACUGAGUGAUUGUAUGUGUGUGUGUGUAAGCGUAUGCAUGUAUGUUUGUGUAUAUAAUAAGUAUUGUAUGCACAUACAUAUACACAUAGUGUGUGCUUGUAGUUAUAUAUAGAUAUACGGAUAUCUAUAUAUAAUUAUGGAGAAUUCUGUGUUGUGUUUCCAGACCACUAUGUGGCAUGCUCAAGACUUUCCUACUUUCAAUGUCUGUUACUCCAGAUUAGGUUGUUCCUAAAUGGUGAUUUUAAUACAGUUUAGUAAUUUUAUGGUAUAUUUUCUAUUUUAUGGAGGUGUGACUUUAGAGUAAACUGUAAAAUAUUCAGAUUUCUUUUCAUUUUAUGUCACCAUUAUUAAAAGUAUAUGUAACUGUUUCACUACAUUUCAUGUUUCUUUGAGUGCCGUCUGAAUCGUUUGAGCUAGCUUGCGUAAUGUCACCCAACGUAUCCCUAACUCGCACACUAUUGUGUAUAUGCAGUUUUCAUGUCAUUAGACAUGUAUCUUAAUACCACCAUCAUAUCUCUGUUUUCUACAUUUCAGUGGCCUUUUUUGCAGAAAGUAAACAUUAUUAUAAAUAUGUAUGUGUAUACAGUUAAGUGAGGAUGUUUUUGUUAGCUUUUAUAUUUUCACUGAACCAUGAAAGUAAUUAUAUAUUAAUGGCAUAUUAACUAUUUAAUCCACUGAAACAGUUCAGCCAUUAAAACAAAAUUGUAAAUUGUAAUGCUUGCAGCAGCUAUUGUGGUGUUAAUUAUAAUGUAUACUAUAUUGAAUGUGAAAUAGUACCCCUGUCAUUUACAAAAAAGGUCAUUGUGAUCUACUGCCUAUUUUGUGGGUAUUUGUUUUUUGUUUUUUUUCGGUAAUCUAAACUUCAUGUCCUGUUUGGUUGCUUAGUUUUAUGAAGAUACAUUGUCUUGCUCUUACUGCCAAGCUCAGGAUUUUUAAAGGUACAAAGAUAGCUGUGGGAUUGUUUUGUUCAAUUCAUUUGAUAUGUAUGUGGGGCAGCAGAGAUUUGCAUCAAAAUGCAAAAGAAAAAUGUACAGUUGCAAAUUUGUAGAUCUACAGAUAUUAUGUGAUGCAAAAUGAGUUGUACUAUGGAUUGUAUUUGGUAAAGCUUUGGGUGUCUGUGAAGAAUGAUUAAAUAUUUCUAAUAUUUUAGUAUUUUAUAUUUAGGUUAUUUAUUCUUUAAAACAAAAUGGCUACUGUGCUACAUUGGUUUUAUUGGUAGUACAGAGCAGGCUUUGUAUCUGCAUGAAACUAGUUUAAAAAAAAAGAUCUUUUGGAGAAAAACAUGUAUUUUGACAUAUUCAAAUAAAAAUGAAUAAACUAUUUUCAUUGUGCGCAUCAACAUGUGACAGGGUAAUUGUACUGGGACAUCUUCAAGUUAAGCAUUGCUGGGCAUUAAAUGUUAAAAUUAUGAAAGAAAAUCAUGGUGGAUGUUUGUGCACAUUGCAUUUGCAUGUGUUUAAAAAUGUUUUACUAGUUUGGGUGAAACGUCCAUAUUAACCAAACACUGCUUGUGAAAUAAAGAACAUAGUAAAAAGA